AUGGCUGCACCUGAACCCUCGCCUUCGCCCCUCAAGCUCGAGCCCAAGUACGAUGACUACGAUUUCCCUACCACGGCUCCAACCGCCCAGAGCGGCCACGCUGGAUACCUGACACCGGAACAAGAGGCCCAGGUCUUCCAGUUGCGCAUGCUUCUGGAGUCGGAGGGUUACACCGAACGCCUCGACACUCUCACACUGCUGCGUUUCUUGCGCGCACGCAAAUUCGAUGUCACGCUCUCGAAGCAAAUGUUCGUCGAAUGCGAGACGUGGCGGAAAACGACCAAGUUGGACGAACUGCUCCCGACCUGGGAUUACCCGGAGAAGAAGGAGGUGUUCAACUACUAUCCUCAAUACUAUCAUGGAACUGACAAGGAUGGCCGCCCUGUUUACAUCGAACAGCUGGGCGGUAUCGACCUCACCGCCAUGUACAAGAUCACGACGGCGGAACGUAUGCUGACGAACUUGGCCGUCGAAUAUGAGCGGGUGGCUGACCCCCGUCUCCCCGCGUGUAGCCGUAAGGCGGGCACUCUGCUCGAGACAUGCUGCACGAUCAUGGACUUCAAGGGUGUCGGCCUCACCAAAAUUCCCCAGGUUUAUAGUUAUGUGAAGCAAGCCUCUGUGCUUAGUCAAAACUACUACCCGGAGCGCCUCGGCCACUUGUAUCUGAUUAACACCCCCUGGGGAUUCAGCAGCGUCUGGAGCGUCAUCAAGGGCUGGCUAGAUCCCGUCACCGUCAAGAAGAUCCAUAUUUUGAACAGCAGUUACCAGAAGGAGCUGUUGGCGCAGGUUCCCGCGGAGAACCUCCCCAAGCAGUUCAGCGGCACUUGCGAGUGUCCGGGCGGGUGCGAGCUGAGUGAUAAGGGUCCGUGGCGGGAGGCUGAGUGGGCCAAGCCCGCUAAGUGGGAGAAGCAAUCCACGACCAAGACGGAGGAAGCGACUCCCGCCCCAGCUCCCGCCGCGCCCCAAGUGGCCACCGAGCCCGAGGCGGAUGGUGCCGCUGCCGCUGCCGUUGCGUAA
Molecule: messenger RNA, 1017 nt
Organism: Dichotomopilus funicola
Lineage: Eukaryota; Fungi; Ascomycota; Sordariomycetes; Sordariales; Chaetomiaceae
Product: CRAL-TRIO domain-containing protein
Exons: 4
Coding region: 1-1017 (338 amino acids)
Source: RefSeq, a predicted model, not a curated record